Sipha flava (yellow sugarcane aphid) is the source of this 4073-nucleotide messenger RNA. RefSeq names its product tau-tubulin kinase homolog Asator (gene Asator). The record is from RefSeq and is a predicted model, not a curated record. NCBI's taxonomy places the organism in Eukaryota, Metazoa, Arthropoda, Insecta, Hemiptera, Aphididae. Gene Ontology annotation, cellular component: nucleus; cytoplasm. Gene Ontology annotation, molecular function: ATP binding; protein serine/threonine kinase activity. Gene Ontology annotation, biological process: signal transduction; peptidyl-serine phosphorylation. The transcript has 20 exons. The coding region runs from base 930 to 4073 and encodes 1047 amino acids.
UCGCGCACACAAUAUAAUCAAUGAUCCGCGCGAAACGGUUCUUUUCCCUUUUGUCCGGCCAUCUCCUCUCUGUCGCUCGUUACCGUAGUCACGUAACCAGGUGUGCCGAUCAUUUCUCGUAACAUAAAACAACCAAUCCGGUCGGUGCGCGCGGACCACAUUACAAUAAUAAUAAAAAUAUAAUAGUCCGUCGCCGAGUGCAAUCGGACACCCGCGCCGCGACCGCGUCCCGCCUAUAUAGUCGCCGCCGCCGCCGCUUCACCGUCAACCACUGACGCACGCCGUAGCGUCGCGCUCUCCGAUCACGCAGUAACGACGCGACGUUACCGACCGACGCACCGGACGGACGGACACGAUCAAUAACGCGGGCCGCGCGUCCCGUUGCCGUACAUCGAAAAUAAUAAUAACGUCCGCUGUCGUGGUGCACGUAAUUUUUCGUCGCCCUCCCGACUCCCCUGCUCCUGACCGCGAGCGACCGCCACCUUUCUUGACGAUAAUAUAUCACUGCCGUCAGAAUAGUUAAGGAAGGCACUAUCUACUAUCGAUAGUAAUAGUAGUUACAGUCCCUACCCGUUUCGCCGCCGCCGCCACCGGAGACCCGGGUGUUCCACCGAUGACGCCGCCACCACCGCCGCCGCCGACGGGGUAGUUUCUCGCGCGUCUUAUCAUGACGACGUUCCGUCGCCGUCGUGCUAUCGUUGUUGUUGCUGUCGCGGUCGACGACAACGGUGCUCGUACGUCGUGCCUGGACUUGUUGUCCUGCUGAACGGGCACUCGUAACCGGUCACCGUCCGUCUGCGGCGCGUUAUCAAUACGCUUGUACACUUAAGCCCCUAAUGACCAAAUAAAACUAGCAAGUUAUAAACUUAACUAACAGUUCCAAAGCAUAUUGUAACUUGAGUAUUAUAUAUUAAUUAAAUAAGUUAACAAUGUCUUCUGAAGAUCUGUUACAACCAGGACAUAUAGUAAAGGAAAGGUGGAAAGUUGCCAGAAAAAUUGGUGGUGGUGGUUUUGGAGAAAUUUAUGAAGGUCAAGAUCUUGUGACUAAAGAAUUAAUAGCUUUAAAAGUAGAAUCUGCUCGCCAACCAAAACAGGUCUUAAAAAUGGAAGUCGCUGUAUUAAAAAAAUUGCAAGGUAAAGAACAUGUUUGUCGAUUUAUUGGCUGUGGAAGAAAUGAACGUUUCAAUUAUGUUGUAAUGCAGUUACAAGGUAAAAAUUUAGCAGAGUUGAGAAGGGCACAACCAAGAGGUGCUUUUUCAUUGUCUACUACUUUAAGAUUAGGCGUUCAAAUUUUAAAAGCUAUAGAAAGUAUUCAUGAAGUUGGAUUUUUACAUAGAGAUAUUAAACCUUCAAAUUUUGCUAUCGGAAGACUUUAUCAAAAUGCCCGAUGUGUUUUCAUGUUAGACUAUGGUUUAGCUAGGCAAUUUACAACAGCUAAUGGAGAAGUUAGAACUCCUAGAACUGCUGCAGGUUUUCGUGGUACUGUCAGAUAUGCUUCAUUGAAUGCUCACAAAAAUAAAGAAAUGGGAAGACAUGAUGAUUUAUGGUCAUUAUUUUAUAUGUUGGCUGAAUUUGUAAAUGGUCAGUUACCUUGGAGAAAAAUUAAAGAUAAAGAACAGGUUGGUGUAAUGAAAGAAAAUUAUGACCACCGUUCUCUCCUUAAACAUCUUCCAUCAGAUCUACGUCAAUUUCUGGAACAUAUUCAGUCUCUUGAAUAUGCGGACAAACCAGAUUAUAACAUGUUGACUAGUCUUUUUGAACGUUGUAUGAAACGACGUGGAGUUAAGGAAUCUGAUCCAUUUGAUUGGGAAAAGCCUACUGAAACAGUUCAACCAGCAGUAACAGUUAGUGUUAUUACAAAUAAUACAACUCCAAUUAUAUCCAGACCAAUCACUUGCACAUCAUAUGGUGCAGAAAUCAAUAAUCAGCUAGUUACUUCCACAGUAGAUAAUGAACAAGAAGAAGAACCAGACAAUACAAAAAUUACUCCAGAGGAGCAAGUACAAUGUGAUAAUAAUAUAAUUUACCGACGUGCCCAAAAACUUGAAACUGAUGCAACUAAUAUAGGUUCCAAUAAAAUUAUUUCUACUAAUAAAAAUUGUUAUGCUUCAUCUAGUACACCAUUAGAUCAUUUACCAGUACCCAAAAGCUCUCCAAAGAAAAUUGUUCAGCGAAGAGCUGUUUCUAUGCCUGGUUUGGAAAGAGAAACAGAAAUUUUAGAAGCCUCUAAACGUAAUUCUUCUCAAACUACUGUAGAUUCUGGAUUUCCAGCAACACCAUUAAACAAUGAAGGUAUUGCUACUUCAGAUGUAGGCAAUAUAAACACUUCAACAUCAGUGGUUACAACACAAGAAGCUAACAAAGUUACAACAGCUGGCUCUCCUAUAGUUGAAGCAGAUAGUAUUAUAAACCAAAUAAAAAAAGAACAACGCAGUUUACAUUUUGCUCGUCGUCAAGCUACUCCUAAUAGACAAAUUUUAAAGUCGACUACUACUACAAGAGAUGUUACUUACACUCAGUUUGCAGUAAUUGAUGAUGAUAAUAUAUCUGCUAUGCAACAAGUCACAAGAGGCGGAGGGGGACUCACUCUAAUGUCACAGUGGAAAUCACAAUUUGAUGAUUCUGAAGAAACUGAUAACGAAUGGAAAGGUGAACAUCUUCAAAGCCCUGAACAUAGAUUGAGUUUACAUGGUGUUUCUCUCAGUGGAAAAGAAAACUCUUCUCCUCAUUACCUAAACAGUUUAUGUAAAACUCCAGAUAAGAUAACUGGUAGGGAUCAGUUAGUAAAAUGUUUUUCAAAAUGUAAUGAAAAUUUAUUACAUAAUUCAGUUUUAUCUCGAGCUUGGAGUGAAAUACAAAUUGCCACCAAAAUAAGAACAAACCUUGAACCACCGUGGUUACAAGAAGCUGUACUUGAUGAUAUUGUGUAUGAACUUGAUACUACCAGAAAUAUAGCUGUAAGGAACUCAGAAAAAAGUAUUUCAAAGAAAUUACAAAGAUCUGUCAGUUUAGUCAAUAUUAGUAUGAGUAUUAUUCCUAAAAAAGAAUUUCAAACUCAGUUUAUACGACAAACAAAAAUGAAAUUAAAAGUUCCUUCAUUGCAAGUUACCACUAACACAACCAGAUCUUCCAAUGAUGGUGAUGAAUUAUCGGGGAAAUUAUUUGCCGAUGAAUCUCUAAAAAAUGGAAAUGAUGUGUCUGAAAAUUGUCCCAUGGAAACAGUUUCUGGAAAAUUGGAAAUAAGAGUCGUUGAUCGUCAUCUAAAUGGUAAUGAUAAUUACUAUGAUAUGACCAACUCAAAACCAACUGUAUGUUUUGAAGAAGACGAUGAAGCUCACCGAAAAUGGGCUAGAAACCGGAACAGUGAUGCUAUGAAUAUUAAUGGAAAGCAUUUUGAUGAAAACGAAUUAUCUAACAUAAGUAUUAAAUCAUUAACCUCUUCCGAUCAAAAUAAUAAAAUUUCAGAUCAUAGCAGAAGUAAAAAACCACCUCAACCCACAAUACUCAAUAAAAACAGUAAAAUUCCACUUCCUGUCAACUUGAAAUUAACUGAAUCGAAUGAAAUAAAUAUAGCAAUGUAUAGUGAUGAAUCCAAAUCUAGUGCUACUAGUAAUAGUGGAAAACAAUUAUCAGAAGCACUUUUGAAAAGCCGUGGCCAAAAUUUACUCACAGAUGUGCGUAGUAAACCACCACCUGCUUCUGAUGAUAUUGAUGAUCAAUAUACCCCAGGUCUUAGAAGACGUCGACAACUUCAAGAUAAAUAUGUUACUGAUCCAUCUCAAUUAAAUUUACGAUUUCAAAGACCUCAAAUGAGAAGGUCCAGAGAAUCAUACUAUAGAUCUAGGUUAUCUGGUAGUCAAGAUGACAAUACCGGAUUAUUUUCAAAUUAUAGACCUGUGUCAGGAUCAUCGAGUAGAAGUCUUGAACGAAAUUAUGAGACUGAUAUUUUAUCAUCUCCUACCCUUAUACCGCCGCCGAGUAUGUACUCGUCGGAUGUACAAAAUCUUGUUGAAAAUAAUGCUAGAUGUCGUCGGUAUCAAAUUUUUAAACCUACUGAGCUUGCGAGGGAUUAA